GUGUUUGUUUGCUUGUGGAAGGGUUGUAAAGUAUAUAACACUCCAUCCACCAGUCAGAGUUGGUUACAGAGGCAUAUGCUGACACACAGUGGAGACAAACCUUUCAAGUGUGUUGUUGGCGGCUGCAAUGCCAGCUUUGCUUCUCAGGGGGGGCUAGCGCGCCAUGUGCCCACACACUUCAGUCAGCAGAAUUCAUCAAAGGUGUCUAGCCAACCAAAGGCCAAAGAAGAAUCUCCUUCUAAAGCUGGAAUGAACAAAAGGAGGAAACUAAAGAACAAAAGACGACGCUCAUUACCACGCCCGCAUGACUUCUUCGAUGCACAGACACUGGAUGCGCUAAGACACCGAGCCAUAUGCUUUAAUCUCUCAGCUCACAUAGAAAGUCUAGGGAAGGGACACAGUGUUGUUUUUCAUAGUACUGUAAUAGCUAAGAGAAAAGAAGAUUCUGGAAAGAUAAAACUUUUGCUUCAUUGGAUGCCUGAAGACAUUCUACCUGAUGUAUGGGUGAAUGAAAGUGAACGACAUCAAUUAAAAACUAAAGUAGUUCAUUUGUCAAAGCUACCCAAAGAUACUGCCUUGCUUUUGGACCCAAACAUAUACAGAACAAUGCCGCAGAAGAGGUUGAAGAGAACUCUGAUAAGAAAAGUGUUCAGUUUGUAUUUAAGCAAACAGUGAACGACAUUUGCAAUCAACUAAAAAUUCGUCUAUCGAAUUAGGGCUGAAAAUUACUGUUAAAGAGUGUUGCCGUAUGUCUGGUGGCUCCCUUUUCAGAACUAGGGUUUUCUCAUGGAGUACAGUAUGUUAAUAUUUACCUAUAUAACUAAUCUGUUAACGGUUUUUGAAAAACCUCUAUUUCAAAUUAUUUGAAUAAUCUCCCAUAUUUUCAUUUAACCUAUAUGACUCUAAUUUUUUCUGAGGAAAGCAUUUGGUUCUUGAGUUGUUUUUUCUUAAUGUAAGAAAAAUUGUAUUUUUUUUAAAGUAUCUUCAAACUGAAUCAUUUAUGCACCAAAGUUGGUUUUGAAAACGAAAAUAAAAUCACUUUCUUGCUUGUUGAGCAAGAAGCCAUAUGGAAUUUUUUUUAACUUACAAAAAUGAAAAUAUGUGUAACUUGUUAGUAUUGUAUGAAACAUGUUGCAUAGAGAUAACAGAACAUUGCUUGUAAAUAAUUCAGCAGAUUUGUAAUAUAUUUUUAUAUUAUGAAAUGUACUGUAGAUGUUUUUCUAGAGGCAUGAAAGUUAAAUGUAUAUAUUAUGGUAGAAAUAAUAUUGAAGGAUAUUGUAACUCAUUAGUGCUGCCAGAGGAACUGUUAAUCAAGCACCUUCUUUAACAAUAAAUGUCCUUUGCAGACUUAAGGGGCUAUGUACUACUGUUAAUAUCUGUAAGAACAAAACACAUUGAACAUCCUUCCAGAAGGUCUUUGAGGAGGACCUGUACCCAUAAUAGAAUUAUGGCACUCAUUUCUGACAAUGGCCAGGAAAUGAAUGUGUCCUCGCUGUUGGAAGGACAUAGUGUAGAGUAUAUGGUUAUGUGCAGUCAAACUGCAGAAGUACUCCUGAUUGAGGAGUUUUCACUUUACUACCGUGGCAGGAGAAAAAAAAGAAAGAAAAAAAACCAGCAGUUUUUACACUAAAUUUUUUUUUAAAGAAUAGACAAAAAUAUAAAAUUAAGCCUUUGGUUCCAAAAUGGGAAAGGUUCCAUGAUGCAUAAGUCAUUUCUCAUUUGCUUUAAAAAAAUAAAUAACAAAAAUUACGUGAGACUUUAUUCAUUAACAAUGGGAUGAAAAUAUAUAUACAUGAAGUGAGUCAUAAAAUUAGUGAAGUGCAAAUGGAAGCACUGCUACUGUUGAGACGUUCUGGAUGGCUGUUUAAUAAGGGUGUUACCAUAUGAUCUGUAGCAAAUGUGAUUUUAUUUUUAAAAAGAAAAGCAGUGUGUUUUCUUACUAGUUUUUGUUUUCUUUUGCUUAAGCACUUCAUCAGUUGCUUUAUUCUGUAAGAAGUAAUCUGCAAUCUCCUUUGUUGUUUUAAAAUUUUGGUUUGUUAUAAAAUUGCCAAAUAGAAAUGUUUCAGAUACAUAGUUUGUACCUGUAUUUUUAUUUUAUUGCUUCAUGUUCUUGUAAGUCAUUCUUAAUUGACCAAUGAUUGUAGACCUUGCUUGAGUAUUUUUUUCUAAUAAAACAAAGCAAAUCACAUUUAGCUUCACAUCGUAACAAUUCAAUUUAACUUUAAAAUGACACCUGAAAACACACAUCAAUGCUUUCUUUAGGGGCACAGUGAAUAAGUUUUUUCAUUGUGUAGCAUUCUUAGAUGUUAGAACCAAACUUCAUGAUUAUCCAAAUUGCCUCACUCAUCCUUUCGCUGCUUAUCUGACUUGUUUUGAUACUGUCAUUAGCACACCAAAAAUAAUAUGGAAUUAAAGUGAGCAAGUUUUAUAAGGUGUAUGUAUAUAAUUUACACUCACUUAAUUGUGAUUGGAAAGUAAGUGGAAGUUUUAAUCUGUAAUGUUUGUCUAUUGAUGUUUAUCAUCUAUAUUGUUCUUCCUUUCCCCAACUAUGACAUAUUUGUAAUGUGAUACCUGAAACCAUCAGUCUUUCCUCAGAGUCCAUGUUUAACAGAGCUUUGGGCAAAGUCCAGCCCACAGACACAGCUGUUGGUCUCCACGCUGUCUGUGCUCUCCCCUGUAGCAGCACAGGUUGGUAGGAAGACCACAGGCUGCAGGCCUCAAGUACUUAACUGGCUGGCCCUUUAAGAAAGUGUUUGCUGAUCUCUUGUCUAGGUAGCAAAAUAAACGGCAUAAUGUGCAUUUUAAUAUGAUGGUGUUGACUUUGGUGGUAAGCCAGUAUGCUAAUUUUCUGUGAAAGUUGUUAAUACACUUUAUAGUAAAAAUUGCUACAGGUACUUGCAACACAUGGUGUUUUGGGGGACUUUUACAUUGAAUUUCUUAAUAGCUGUUAAUAACCCACCAUCUCACCAUUUGUAUUUUUGUAUUUUGUUUUACAAAAUAGGACUAAAUGAGAUUUUGUAAAUCAGAUUAUGUUUAAACCAUAGGCACAUCUACUUUAUCUAAAAGAAUCUUGAAGUAGAAAAUAUUGUAAAAUUUAAAGUUGUUUAUUUUUCUAAUAAACUUUUUCAUAUAAAAAUCUUCCCUAAAGUGGCCACACAUUACUUCUGAAUUCCAAAUGAAAGGAAAAUAAAAUGGAUAGUAAUUAACCCUCAGUGAAUAUUUUCAAAUUUGUCUUUUUUUCUUUUUCUUUUUCUU
Molecule: messenger RNA, 3255 nt
Organism: Castor canadensis (American beaver)
Lineage: Eukaryota; Metazoa; Chordata; Mammalia; Rodentia; Castoridae
Source: RefSeq, a predicted model, not a curated record